UUUAGCUCAAUGUUUGGGAUGCUGAUCUUUACAUACACACUGCUGCUUUUCUAUCAUUUUUAUGCAAACGCAGAAAACACUCUUUGUCGAGCAAUGGGAGACCCUAAAUACCCGCUGCUGUAUAAGGAUGGAGACAUAACAAUUGGAGGACUGUUUGCAAUCCACAGGCAAGAAACACUGUCUUCAUCUGAGUUCACAAAAAAAACUCAGCUUCUGUCAUGCUCCAGUGUGAAUCUAAGAGAUUUUCGGAUGGCUCAAAUCAUGACCUUCGCCAUUGAGGAGAUUAACAAAAGUGGAACAUUGCUCCCAAAUAUUUCUAUUGGCUACAGAAUCUAUGAUACCUGUGGUUCAAGAAUGUCUUCUAUGAGUGCAAAUAUGGCGGUGAUGAAUGGAGAGCAGUUUGCAGCAGAGGACAAAUGCAAUGGAGAGACUAUACAUGCUGUAAUAGGAGAUACAGAGUCUUCAACAACAGUGACUUUGUCAAGAACCACAGGACCUUUUAAAAUUCCAGUGAUAAGUCCCUUAGCUGCAUGUGAAUGUCUCAGUAAUAGGAAAGAUUACCCCUCAUUCUUUAGAACUAUUGCUAGUGAUUAUCACUACAGUGAAGCACUUGCAUACAUAGUCAAACACUUCGGCUGGUCUUGGAUUGGAGCUGUGAACAGUGACAAUGACUAUGGAAAUUAUGGAAUGGCCACAUUUCUGAAAAUAGCCCAGGAGGAGGGCAUUUGUGUAGAGUACUCUGUGAAAUUCUACAGAACAGAACCUGAAAGAAUAAAAAAAAUUGUAGAUGUAAUAAAACAAGGAACCGCAAAAGUGAUUGUUGCAUUUAUUUCCUUUCUUGAUAUGGGAUUACUAAUUGACCAGUUAAGUACUCAGAACAUUACAGGGUUCCAAAUAAUUGGUUCAGAAGCAUGGAUAACUGCAAAAGAUUAUAUCACUCCAAGUAGCUUUCGUGUGCUGGGGGGAUCACUUGGGUUUGCUAUAAAAAAAAUCCAUAUUGAAGGGUUUUCAGAUUAUGUUAUCAAAGCAUUCUGGGACACAGCUUUUCCAUGCUCACAGAGAAAAUAUAAUUCAUCUCAAACUGAAUUAAAUUGCAUCAUAAAUCAAGAUCUCCUUGUGCUGAAAAAUUACAACAAAGAUGUACCUGACCAACGAUAUUCCAGUAAUGUCUACAAAGCAGUGUAUGCUGUGGCUUAUGCACUACACAAUCUGCUAAAGUGCAAAGAACAAGAAGAAUGCAAGAAAAGCCUCCCAAUACAACCACAUCAGAUUGUUGAGGGGCUGAAAAAUGUCAAUUUCACAAUAAAGACAGGAGAUCAUGUGUGGUUUAACAGCACUGGUGCCACUUUACCCCAGUAUGAACUUUUAAACUGGCAGCAGGACUCUGAUGGAUCAUUCCAGUUUAAAACAGUGGGUUACUAUGAUGCCUCACUGCCCCCUGACCAGCGCUUUGUUCCAGACAAUAAUAACAUUAUCUGGGCUCGAGGACAGCUGCAGAAGCCAAGGUCUGUGUGCAGUGAGAGUUGUCCUCCAGGCACUAGGAAGGCUGUACAGAAAGGAAGACCAGUCUGCUGUUAUGACUGUAUUCCAUGUGCAGAUGGAGAAAUCAGUAAUGAGACAGAUUCAAAUAACUGUAUGCAGUGUCCAGGGGAAUUCUGGUCUAAUACUGAAAAAAAUAAAUGUGUCUUAAAGGCUGUAGAGUUUCUGUCAUUCACAGAAGUUAUGGGUAUAGUGCUAGUCUUUUUCUCACUGUUUGGAGUAGGAAUAACUGUUCUGGUCACAGUCCUGUUUUACAGUAAGAAGGACACCCCCAUAGUAAAAGCCAACAACUCAGAGCUGAGCUUCCUGCUGCUCUUCUCAUUGACUCUGUGUUUUCUCUGUUCACUUACUUUCAUUGGUCGCCCCACUGAGUGGUCCUGUAUGUUACGUCACACAGCGUUUGGGAUCACUUUUGUCCUCUGUAUCUCUUGUGUUCUGGGUAAAACAUUAGUUGUGUUAAUGGCCUUCAAGGCCACACUUCCAGGAAGUAAUGUCAUGAAAUGGUUUGGGCCUAUACAACAGAGACUCAGUGUUCUUGCCUUUACACUUAUACAGGUUCUUAUCUGUGUGCUUUGGUUAACAAUAUCUCCUCCUUUUCCCUAUAAAAAUAUGAUAUAUUAUAAAGAGAAGAUCAUUCUUGAGUGCAGUCUAGGUUCUACUGUUGGUUUCUGGGCUGUACUGGGUUAUAUUGGUCUACUGGCUCUCUUGUGCUUCAUUCUGGCUUUUCUGGAACGGAAGCUGCCUGAUAACUUCAAUGAAGCUAAAUUAAUCACAUUCAGUAUGCUCAUAUUCUGUGCUGUGUGGAUCACAUUUAUUCCAGCUUAUGUCAGUUCUCCUGGAAAAUUUACUGUAGCUGUGGAGAUAUUUGCCAUUUUAGCCUCAAGCUUCGGUUUAUUAUUCUGCAUAUUUUCACCUAAAUGUUACGUCAUCCUGUUUAAGCCUCAACAAAAUACAAAACUUAAUUUGAUGGGAAAAACACAAACAAAGCACUAUUGA
Triplophysa rosa is the source of this 2535-nucleotide messenger RNA. Its product is annotated as extracellular calcium-sensing receptor-like. The coding region runs from base 10 to 2535 and encodes 841 amino acids. Gene Ontology annotation, cellular component: membrane. NCBI's taxonomy places the organism in Eukaryota, Metazoa, Chordata, Actinopteri, Cypriniformes, Nemacheilidae. Gene Ontology annotation, molecular function: G protein-coupled receptor activity. The record is from RefSeq and is a predicted model, not a curated record. Gene Ontology annotation, biological process: G protein-coupled receptor signaling pathway. The transcript is spliced from 6 exons.